Molecule: messenger RNA, 1188 nt
Organism: Lycium ferocissimum
Lineage: Eukaryota; Viridiplantae; Streptophyta; Magnoliopsida; Solanales; Solanaceae
Product: WAT1-related protein At3g30340-like
Exons: 6
Coding region: 1-1044 (347 amino acids)
Cellular component (GO): plasma membrane
Molecular function (GO): transmembrane transporter activity
Source: RefSeq, a predicted model, not a curated record
AUGAGUUUAUUUGAGAAAUGGAUGGUACCAGCUGCAAUGAUUUUUGUUGAUUUUGCUCUGGCUGUUGCAAAUGCUCUAUUAAAAAAGGUACUCAAUAGAGGAAUGAAUCAAUUGGUGAUAACUACAUACAGGUUUUCAAUCGCUGCAAUUAUUUUAACCCCUAUUGCGUUUUUCCUAGAAAGGAAUUUUAUAUCGAAUUUGACAGGCAGCAUUGUCUGUUCUCUGUUUUUCAGUGCACUUUUGGGGGGUACGCUUACUCAGUAUUUCUUCCUAAUUGGGCUAAAGUACACCUCAAUAACAUUUAUUUGCGCGUUCAUCAAUAUAGUGCCUGUCAACACAUUCAUUAUGGCAUUGCUACUUGGGCAAGACAGCAUAAAUAUGAGAUGUAAAAGUGGGAGGGCUAAGGUAUUAGGAACCUUAUGUUGUCUUGGUGGAGCCUUAAUACUUCCUCUAUACAAAGGAAUGCCAUUGAUAAACCAGACAGCACUAGAAGUAGAAGGGAACCACAAUACAAAGAGUUGGAUUAUUGGUUCAUCGUUUCUAUUUGCGGGAAGCCUCGUUUGGUCUUCGUGGUUUAUCAUACAAGCUAGGAUUGGGAAGGACUAUCCUUAUCAAUAUUCAAGCACAGCAAUAAUGUCAUUCCUUGGAGCCAUUCAAUCUGGAAUCUUGAACUUGGUUAUAGACAGAAACACAUCCACAUGGUUUAUAAAAGGAACUUUAGAGAUCUCAAGUGUCAUAUAUGCUGGAAUAGUGGGAUCAGGUUUAUGCUAUGUGGUCAUGUCAUGGGGUGUAAAGCAAAAGGGUGCAGUCUUCACCUCUGCAUUUAGUCCCUUCAUUCAAAUUUUUGCUGCUGUGAUUGACAUUUCCAUACUUCACGAACAAAUUCACCUUGGAAGAUGCGUUUUGGGGUCCAUUUUGGUUGUUAUUGGCUUGUAUAUUCUUCUCUGGGGUAAGAGCAAAGAAGCAGAGAAUUUGAAGAAUUCUCCAACAGCAGAGAAUGGACAGGCUACAUUACAAGUUACUUCCAAUCCAUCUCAUACUUAAGAUCGAAGGUUAGAUGCAACAAAACAGGCUAAGUAAUGCAAUUUUUCAAGUGUCUAAACAACAACAAAUCAAUGUCAUACUGCAAAAAGUGUAUAUCGAAUUUUGAUAUUGUUGAAAUCACUAGUGCACCUUGUUAUCUUAACA